GCCGACACGUAGCGCAGUCACUCGCCAACUCUCAACGUUGUACACUUUGCCCUCCGCUUGGAGAGAGACAUACAGACACUUAGAUAAUAGCGGACAGGAUGCUGACGGACCUCCAGAUCGUGGCUAUCGCAGUGACGGGCGUGACGCUGGUGCUGCUGAUCAUGGCAGCGCGCGUGCUGCUGCCGAAGAAGACGGACGAGGUGGACGAGUCGUUGCAGGCCAUGAUCAAUGGCUUCGACUUUGCGCUACCUGAGGAGGUGGAACAGUACCGUAAGGGCAAGGAGGAGCACCCAGAGGAUACGGACAAGUGCUUCCAGCUGCUAUUCCGUCGCGCUGUGGCCGACAUCCCGCUUAUCCGCAAGAUCCAGUCGGAGAGUUCGGGCAUCCAGCGACUCAAGAAGAACGAUAUCCUCAAGGACGGCUCCUUCCUCAGCUAUAAACUGGCUGAGGAGAUGAUUAAUGAGGAGAUUAACGACGUGCGUAGAGAAGCAGAGGAGCUCAAGCCCGGUGAGGGCUGGCCCGACAAAAUCUUCCCCCAGGCCGUGCAGUUUAUGAACCAGAUCGCCGAGCAGCAAAUGGCAGCACAGCGUAAAGCGGCAGAGGCACAGAUGAAGGCCAUGCAGGCGGCUCGCGCUAAGGCGAUGGCACAAGCGGAGGCUGCUGAGACUGCCGUUAAGAACAUUGAGGCACAGGUAGCGGCUAAGGAGAGUGAAGAGGAGACACUGCGGAAGAGAAAGUAGACGACUGAGGACGCUACUGCAGCCUCUGCCUUCACCCGUAAAUGCCUCUUUUGGACCUCCCACUGCUUCGGCAUUUUGUGAGAUAGACAGUUUCGUUUGAUCAAAUUUUGUGUCGUUACUAUUUUUAGUACGUUUCUUC
Messenger RNA from Phytophthora nicotianae INRA-310, 879 nucleotides. RefSeq lists its product as hypothetical. Gene Ontology annotation, cellular component: Sec62/Sec63 complex. Gene Ontology annotation, biological process: post-translational protein targeting to membrane, translocation. Bases 99 to 740 code for a protein of 213 amino acids. NCBI's taxonomy places the organism in Eukaryota, Oomycota, Peronosporomycetes, Peronosporales, Peronosporaceae. The record is from RefSeq and is a predicted model, not a curated record. The transcript is spliced from 2 exons.